AUGUCAGUCCUCACUUCUCCCAGAGGGAAGGUAGAAGUGGUUCAUUGCCGAAGAACAGAAUCCCAGGAUAUCUUUUGUAUCAAAAGCCUCAUUAGAAAAUUUACUCAGAAGCUCUUUGGGAGGAUAAAUAUCAUCUAUCUUCUAGAAAAAGCAAACCUUGCUGUUACCCUCUGUAAUGAUAAGGAGGAGAUCAUGGCCCAUGGCAUCUUCUUGGACUACCCCAACUGGAAUGUUGCCCAGCAGGACAAUUGGGUGUCCGUGUUCGAGGAGCUUGACAAUGAAAUCCCGUGCACACCUCUGAAUACACUGUUUAUGCACUUCUUCGUGGCUGUGGACGAGUAUUCCACUGGCUGCCUCAAAGAGAUCAUUCGGACUGUGUUCAAGGCAGUGCCAGAACUAUACUUCAUAUUCCUUAUAGUGCCAACAUACGUGAGCCUAGGUUCAACCCUGAUAACUGUGUUUGACCUAGUGGGGAACAUUCCAUGUUUGACCUAUGAUGAAGAUUUUGCAGUGCACAUAUGUCACAGGCAUGACCACUACCCUCAGCUGCAUAUUCGCAAAGCCAGGGUAGAAGACCAUGACGAUCUCAUGCCAAUAUUUAUGCACUAUGACAACACGCUGAGAGAAAUUUAUGGCGAAUACUUCCUGGCUGAACUAAUAGAGGCCCAAGACGAAGAGAAUCAUGCUGUGGUGUGUGAGGUGGAAGGCAAGGCCGUUGGGUUCAUGAGCGUGUGCUCCAGCGUGAACUUGCCCCUGCUGCACGAGUGCUUUGACCUGGGCCCUUUCCAUGGGUUCUGUGUCCCACAUACUGACGAUCUUCUGGAACCAUCAAGAGAGUCAAGUUUGAAAGAAAGCCAAGAUACAGAAACCAAGAGCGAAAGCCAGGGUUCUCAGAAAGCAGCUGAGGAACCAGGAAGAAAUGCUUCUUCAGAGGUCUUGGAGACUCAGGAGAAAGAUGAAGAAUCUUCUUCGUCUGGGGAUUUACUGUCAGGGGACAUCAGUAGACACUCUGAUGAAGUGCAGGAUGUGGAACAGAAGUUAAGCGUGCUCUCCAACGUGGGUGAUGAGGACCUCACUUUGAGCAGUGAGAGCUCCCUGCCAUCCUUCCUGUUCCCCGAGGAAUCCUCCCACUUCCGCCCCAUCUACCUGGGAGAAUCCUCUGCGUUUUGCAUUCAGCUCUUUUGUAUCGAUGAGAAGUACGAGGCAAGGUCCCUGGAUUUUAUGAGUUUUGUUUUCAGUCUUUUUCCUGGAAAGAACUUCUGCUUGAUAUCUGUGCCCCAUCUCACCCCUGAGUUUGUCCUCAUCCAGAACUUUGUAAAGGUCGUCCCGUUCAACAAUUGCACCCUGGAGCAUGAUCUCUAUGUGUUCCAUCGAGCUGGAUUGCUUAGGUCCAUUAAGAUAAGAUUAGCCUCUCUUGUGGAUACUGCUGGUGUUGAAAACCUUGUCAGCACCCUCGUGCUGAGUAGACAGAUACUGGAUGAUUUCUCCCAGUACACUGAGGCUUGCAGAGAUCCCGAUGGAACAGCUCUGCAGGUGUUUGUAGCUGAAGUUGCAAACCAGAUAGUUGGCAUUGCCGUGAUCAGAAAAGAAAUGGAUAUAGAGUACAUACGAUCUCAUUAUAACAUCGAGGAUUUCAUCUACUUCAGCCACCACCAGCAAGAAGAACAUGGGCGCUUGAACCAUUUUGCCCUGAACCCUAUUUUCCGACACUACACCAAGUUUUUCCUGAAGGAGAUCCUUCGCUUAGGCUAUAAGUCAUGUCUAUACUACCCCAUAUACCCACAAUCUCGGGAGAACAAGAUCCAGAACUCCUACGCCCACUCCCUAACAUCUGCCCUUCAUUACUUGGUUCCCGUGCGACCACGACGACAGAUUGUCUAUCCUCUGGAAAAGCUUGGCAUAAACGCUCCAUCAAAGGAGGUCUCCAAGGAUCAGCCGAGUUAUGCCUUAAACCACACAAACAGGAAAUUAACAUUAGAACCGAAAGUCACGGUCAACGCCAGAAUCGUUGUGGUUGGCGCAUCCAGUGUUGGAAUUUCGUUUCUUGAGACACUGGUGUUUUGCUCUCACCUGAAGUUCAAUAAUCUCACCCUGAUCUCAACUCACGGACUCCCAGGAAAAAAACUUCUGGGCAGCGAACAAAGGAAGUUCCUAGCAAGCGACCACUCUUUUAGUGAUAAAGAUUAUGCGCUGAUGUCGCUGUGCUCCUGGGUUAACGUUGUGGUGGGGAGAAUGACGGGCAUAGACCGGGCAGCCAAGCACGUUGUGGUUUCCAAGAACGAGAUCGUGUUCUACGACCACCUCAUUCUCUGUACCGGGCAGCAGUACCAGGUUCCAUGCCCCACAGGGGCUGAUAUCAAUAAACAUCUGACGAACAGAGAAGUUGUGGAGAAGAGAGAGCUAAGGUACACUGGGAAAGUCCCGCAAAACCUCUUCAUUCUCAAUGACGAGGAAGACUGUGUUAAGGCACUCAUUUGGAUGAGAAGCAACUCCAUCCUCACAGAAGGGAAGGUCAUUGUCUAUGGGAAUACAAUUGACGCUUAUACGGCAGUGGAGACACUCUUGCACAUUGGCAUGAAGGGGGCGUGCAUCUACUUCGUACAUCCCCCAGCCGAUUCCAACAUAACCUGCUUCAACAACUAUGUGAUAGAGAGUGCCUUGCAAGAUGCACUCACUGCCGCUGGGGUGACUGUCUAUAAGGACUCGCUGUUGGCUCAGUGGAACGACGGCCAGGACCCAGAUCCCAUCCACAGCGCCAGCUUCACCACUUCCACCAAGCCUUUCCGACUGGAGUGCUCAGUAUUCUUCAGCUUCUACAAGAAAAAUGUGGAUUAUGAAACAUUUAAAGCCUUUAAUGAUGCAUGCCUUGUCUAUGAUGGCCGACUUGUGAUCGACACCACCUUCCACACCAAUGACAUAGCCAUCAGAGCUGCUGGCCCCCUCACUAAAUUCUCGAACCGAUAUUACUCAAACGAGUGGACCCACAGCAACUUCAGUUCCAAAGAAAUUGGCUUCCAGCUGGCAGCAGCUAUGCUCAGUCUCUUUGACCCAACCCUUGAGCCUAUGAUUGAACCACCAGCUGACCUUGACCGCCUCAUCCCCAUGUACAAGGGAGCCAAGAUCCAAGGUGGCAUUCUUCCUGGGUCUUAUCAUUAUCUGCAUAUUGCCAAACCUACCAUACCAAGUCCCUUGGAUGUUCAAAGAUCACAGCCUGAUUUCGGUUCAGAAAUAAUUACCGGCAAUGCGAAGGAUGGGACAUAUUUCCGACUGUACAUGAGCAAGUAUAAGUUGGUGGAGGCCAUCACGUGCUUUUCAAAGGAGCCUUUCCCAGUCUCCAACUACAUCCGCUUGUUUGGCCAGCACGAGCAAGUCCUCAACAACCUGUGCGUUCGCUUUGAUGACAAGCUCAUUCCAGAUCUCUACAGCUACUUCACGGAGCCGUGGUGCAUGGCCCUCUUCCACGAUCGUUUUAUUGAUCUCAGGAAAGAGUUGCGCCAAAUCUUAAACUCUAAGCAGGAGGCCGACAAGCCUUCCAUGGAGCAGCUGGCCUACAAGAUAGUGGAUGAGGAAAUAAACCUGAAUGAGAAGCCCCAGAAAUACCUCCAAAGGGUUUUCGAGGAGUCCAUCUACAAAAACCUACUGGAGAAGAGCAUCCUGGAUUACCUUCAUUACAACCAGUCCCACCUGCCCAUGUACGCGUGGCCCGGCAUCAUUUAACUGCAGCCAGAGGUCCCGCUGGCAUCACUUCCUCUCUCAGGCAGCAAGUUCUGAGAAAAUUCCGCAGACUCCGGUGGAGACUCACCACCACUGCUGGACUGCACCUGCUGAAGGGUGGUUGAAGCGUGCAGGUGUCUGAGCGCGCAGCCUCACUUUCCAAGUUUCCA
Molecule: messenger RNA, 3884 nt
Organism: Microtus oregoni (creeping vole)
Lineage: Eukaryota; Metazoa; Chordata; Mammalia; Rodentia; Cricetidae
Gene: Cfap61
Product: cilia and flagella associated protein 61
Exons: 27
Coding region: 1-3717 (1238 amino acids)
Source: RefSeq, a predicted model, not a curated record